Phasianus colchicus (ring-necked pheasant) is the source of this 2255-nucleotide messenger RNA. Lineage: Eukaryota; Metazoa; Chordata; Aves; Galliformes; Phasianidae. The record is from RefSeq and is a predicted model, not a curated record.
CUGCCGUCCGCGCGCCGCUCGCUGACGGGACGCGGCGGCCCGGCUCGGUUUCGGCCCGCGGAGCGCUUGCUGCACGGCAGAAGCACUCCGUGCGCACGGCCGCCAUGUCUGCGCUGACGAAGGCCUCCGGCGCGCUCAAGUCGGUGGAUUACGAAGUGUUCGGACGAGUGCAAGGUGUUUGUUUCAGGAUGUACACAGAAGAGGAAGCUAGGAAAUUAGGAGUGGUUGGCUGGGUUAAAAAUACCAGACAAGGAACAGUGACGGGCCAAGUUCAGGGCCCAGAAGAUAAAGUAAAUGCAAUGAAAUUCUGGCACCAACUUUCUAUGCAAGGUCUCCUUUGUAUUGUUUUUCAGCUCUUCAGAACUUAAGAGACUGUGUGUGUGUGUGUGUGUGUGUGUGUGUAACUCUUAGAAACUGGGAGACCUUAAUGUUAAAAGAACACUUUUCCAGGGAAUACAGUACCUCAAUCAAUGUUGUAAGGUAUUUCCAGACAAUUUCCUAAUUCACAUAUUGGAACAGUGUGUUGUAAAUAUCUUUGUAGUCUGGUUUGUUCAGUGUGUCUUUGGGACAGGUAUUUUCACACUUGUACAUGUUUCUACAUUGAACUUUUAGGCACAAAGUUGCCUGAUUUUUUUUCAGAGGUGCGGCACUUUCACAGCUCAGGUGUUAAUAGUGGUAAAAUGAUUUGACUGUUGUUCCACCGAUGCUUACAUGUUAGUAUUGCUUUUAGGGGGAGGAAAGAGGAGUGGUUUGGUCUGUCAUAAACUUUUUAUUUUUUCAUGAUACUAUAAAAAGAAACAAGGACAUAGAUUAUAGAGAGAUUAGGGAUGAUCUUAAAAGAAGGAAGAAGGUAGAAAUAGCAAGAAGGGAGGGAGAGAAGAAGGAUAAGAGCUUGAGAGAAAGAUAAAGGAAAAGCGUAAAUAUAUGGGGAAAAACACAACGAGACACUUGGAUACCCCAGCCUUUGUUCUGGGGGCAGAAAUGCAGCAGACCUCAAACCCAACUGUUUCCCAGUAGUUGUCCUUUGUUCCUGAUAUUUUGAUCCUUCUUAUUCUGUUUUGUACUGCUCCUUGAAUUCUGAGGCACAGUUAGGAAACAUUCAGCACAGGCUCAAAGCAGUGCCUCUGCAUGGUUUUUAUGCAGGCCAUAACAUAAAAUAUGGUCUGGGAGGAAUUGAGGGCAGUCCUGGGGAUCUAAUUAAAGCCUUAGUGCAGUGUGUAUGUCAGGCUUAGAUGGAAGGUGUGAAGUAGAUAGGAAAAAGAACAUGUCAGGGAAGAUGUGUUCUGAAGAUUAUUUGUACAGGUAAGUGGUAGGAAGUACACAACACCUGCAGGUAUUGGGAACCUGCUGCUGGAGAUUCAAAGUUCAACUUUGCUGCUUUGAUACUCCUUUAUAUGUGGUCAGUUUUCUCUAUAAAAAUGUGUCCAACGUUUUGUAAAAUAUGUUCAUGAAAGAGGUUACACGUGUGGUUUUUAUAGACCAAAUAAUGAUUAAGAAAGGGGCUUAUAGAUAGCACAGGGAAGGUGAGAAUCCCCUGGAAGCAGUGACACUGGUACAUUGGUUCUGUGCUGGGGAAGCCUACCAAAAACACUUUGCUUAAAUGGGUAACUUGACUGCAGGGGCUGACUUGGUCCUCUGGUUGGUGGGUUUAUUGUCAGUUGAAUACAAAUGUGGCUGGUCUUUAUUAACUGUAAGAAAAAAAAUCCUGCCUUUUUUAACGGUAAGGAGCCAAAUACAAUGUUGUGUGUUAGGACUGAGAAACUAGAUGUAGGAAGGCAGCCACUAUCUGUGUAUCUGCUGCUGCAGGUGCCUGGUGAUGGCAGCGUUCCUUCUGCACGCAGAGUAGGGUUUGUUAAUGCAAGGCUUGGUUUCUUUUCAUCCUGCCAGAGAAGCUAAUCGACCUUUAUCUGAACCAGCUGUUGUUUCUUAGGCAGUGUGCUGUAGCCUGGAUUUUGUCCUGAAUCAUAAAAGUAAUUGUUUCAUUGCAAACAAUGUAUGAUUAUGAUAAAUUGUGAAAAUGAUGUGCAAACCAGAGUUUGCCCUGGAACAUGUAACAGCUUAGCAGGGAUGUUCUGACUGUGCAAAAGUAAGUGGAAGAUGGCAUGAAUAUGGAAGGUUGGGGCAUAAGGAGUGUCGUACGUGCAAGAAGUUUCAUUCCAUAUUGGUCUGUUCACUUAGUGUUGAGUGUGGAUAUAAAUAUUUUUGUUGAAUUCAGUGUGAGCAGGCGAAUUUCUUUGCUAUAUUCUAUGGUGAGA